AUGGCCCGCCCCCUGCGAGACUCCCCCGGGCAUGUCAACGGGCUCACGUCCCCAGGCAUAACCCCGCUCCGCAUAGCGAAACGCGAUGGUUUCAGCCCUCCACCUGGCGAAGCCCUUUUGUCACCCAAACAACCCUCAUCUCAGAAGAUGCAUGUCUCCCAGCUCUCUCGUCGACAAUCGAACACGUACAGUCGCCUGACCAAGGGCGGUCUAGUCUCGAAGUCGCCCUUCCGUAGCUCCAUACCUGUUUCGUCCCCUGCGAAGACGCAAACGGUUGGUACGAGGAAGGUAAGCGGGGAGAAACGUCCUCGCCCGUUAUCACUUCAAGGCCAAUGGGAGAAUGAGAACGGGCGCCCCUUGGGGUACAAACGGCGUCAGUCGAAGGGUUUCCAGGGCCUUCAGGAGCAGGAAUAUGUCUCCAAAUCUCCCUUCAGGCGGUCGACGAGCGAUGCUAGCAGCACCGGAAGCUCGGAGCGGGAGCAAUCACAGCCUCCACCCGUUCCUCCAAAGGCACCCACGACCCCGACGAAAGCCAGGCCGAGUCGCGUACCGGUCCCUUCUUUGACACCCGAGGGCGUACCGGAAGCAGCUGGUCCUAGUGCGUCAAGAGAUACCACGAUUGAGCAAGCGCAUGCUCGCCUGUUAGCAGAAACCGCGUCCCUCAGCGCACCUCCUUCGCAAAGCAACGGCUUCUUGCAACCUUCUCCCCGCUCCAUCCUUGCCUCUUCGCCUGGGAGCGCCGGAUCCCCCGCCAGGUCAUCGCUCAAGUCGAAGCGGCUGCUCGGUCCUCGCGACGAGGGCUCGCGGCGGGAGCGAAGGAAGACCGUCACGUGGGAUGAGCGGUGCGACGUGGUCGAGUUCGACCGCGAGUCGAGCAUGGAGGAUCCCUUCUUCUCUGAUGAAGAGGAGGACGAUUACUUUGGGCACGAUGCCCGACCGGAGGAGGUGGGAGAUGAUAGCAUGGAUGUGGAGAGAAGUGCUGAGGACGAUAUGGGAGAUGAGAAGGCCUCCAUCGAGAUGGGCGCCGAGGACAGUAUUGUUGGACUGGUCGACUCCAUGCUGCAGGACGCGGGCGAAGAUCGCGAACCGCGCACGCCCACACACGAGCAUCCGGACAAGGGCCACAUGCUCAUGGAUGAAGGGAUCGACAAUGAGGACGGCGUACCUUACGGGCGAACUCAUCAUGCGGAUCGCGCGAAGGCCGCACAUCAGCAAGGCUACUUCGACCAUCCGCCUCCGAUAUCCUCGACCCCGCCGCUGAGCACGUCGCCCCAUACCCGUUCCCUCACCCUUACACCCCCGGCUCUGGCCAGUACUCCACCGAAUUCCAAUCGUCGUCCCAACCCGGAGCUGGGCCCAACCUCACCAGGCUCGCACGUACCAUUAGGGAGGACGUCGCAUGCGGAGCGUGCCCGUGAGGCCCAUCGGCGCGACAUCGACGACAUAGAAAACGAUGUUAUGCAACUACCUGCUAGUCCGAGUCCCGUUAAGCGUUCGAGUACUGGCAGUCACAUCGGUGGCCUUGUUCCUAGGAUCGGAUUGCCUGCUAUCAGUGGUAUGGAUAAUCUGGCGCACGCUGUGGCCUCUUCGGUUAACAUUCGAUCGAUAGGUUCGGUACCGAGCCUUUCAGCGUCUUCGUCGCAGGAUCCAUUUGGCUUACCUGAUAUGAAAAGCGAACCUGGUGCCGAUGGCUCUCUCUCCUUCAAAUCCGAGUCUUCUGUCCAGGAGGUGGCCGUUAAGGAGGAAGAGCUGGAAUCGGUAGAUCUUAAUGCCGCAAGCGCCCACCCGCGAAACUCUAGCCACGGCCGCGACCAGGGCUCGCACGUUGGCCACGAAGACGCUGAUAAAAGUUCGCUUUCGACUAACGACGAGUUCCACGACGCUUUCGCUGAGUCACACGACGAAUCGGAAGCGGAACAUGGCCAACUGAAUCGCAGCAUAACGUCCAUCGGGCAGUCUGACGUGUCUAUUUCUGGAUUCGAAGCUGCCCUGGGCCGGACUUCGACGCCACCGCUCAGCCCACCCGCUCCUCGUUCUGGUUCGCCAUUCGUGCGCGGUGGCUCUCCGUUCGCACGCUCCGGGUCUCCGUUGAUUGGCCGCGCUGCCUCGCCGCUGACCAGAGCCGAGGGUGAAGAGAACCUUGAGGGAAGCCUUAACGGAAGGCGUAGCCCACGCAUAAGCAGGGAGGAUGUCCACAGGCGACUUCUCACCCGGCGUUCCUUGGAAAGCCCCUUACGGGAGCUAGGACAGGGCGAAGCCUCUACCACCGGAGAUUCUACGGCGGCCCAGCCCGGUAGAACCCUUCCUCGGCUCAGCAACGAAGCCCCCGCCACCGAACCUUCGAGCGCGGAAACUAGUGUGGCUACUGGAUCUGAUUGGCGGGACGCGACGUUCGAGCGUGCGGAGAGGCACCAUGUCAGCAUGCGCCGCGAGGACAACUACACAUAUGACGGCGUCAUGAGCAUCGAUCCCGAGCCAGCACCCCAAGACCCUCCGCGACCGAACGUGUUACGGCGGGCCGGAACGGAAGUAGACAUGGAAGGCAACAAGCUACAAGUUGUCAGCUCUUUCGAGGGUCUCAACAUCGACUUCGCAAAACAUGGCACGGAGGUCGAAUCCCUCGGUGACAUGCGGAGCGCACUCGACCGUCUCAUGGAAGAUGUAGCCAGCAGCGUCGACGGUGCCGAAGGUGUCUUGACUUCUCCUGGCCGUCACUCGAAGUUCGCAACGGAGAUGCGGGGCUCGGGCAGCGGAAUGCGUCGGAGCCAGGCCAUGUGGAGGAUGGAAGCCAUCGUUACGGAAGGUGUUAAGCCCGGCCGUUUCGAGGUGCCGCCCGACGCGGAGGUGGAUGAAAGCAUGAUGACGGAGAUGACAGAGGAACCGGACAACUCGAACGACACAGGUCGCGGAAGUGAUCACGCAGGCAGCUUAGAGUCAGCGGACACCGAGCGCGGCCUCAUCAGCAGCAGCUUCAAGACGCCGCCGACAAGCCGGCCUUCUAGCGAAUCUCCGAUCCCUCCGCCUCCCCCACCCAAGGAUGCGAUUCGCACGAGGGAAGAAAUGAUCCUGGAAAAGCGGCGAGAAGCCCGUCAACGAGAGGAAGAUGAAGCCAUGGGUCGUGCGACCCCUCCGCGCGUUACAUAUCCUCAGGAUGACCGCCCGAAGCAAAGGCGAAGCACGAGCACGACGGACGCCGAAAUUGUCCAGACGCGAGCUGGCAAGGAAGUGAUCCUUGACGUUCCAGUGGAUGAAGCUGACCAGCUCGCGGACACUAUUGCCAAGGAACUGCACAAACGUGAUGGAACCAACCAGAAAUAUUUUGUUCGCGAGCGGGAUACGACCAUAUACGCCUCAUCAGAUGCAGGGCAUGGACCCCAGUCGGAUCACGCCGGUAGUGCCAGCAAUGGCAGGGCAUGGAGAACAGUACGGCGGCCUUCAGAUAUGAACGAAUACGCCAAGCAAAUCAAGGAGUAUCGCGCGCAGCAAGGAGGAAAAGCCCACGGUAAAGUCUUCGUCAAAGUUGUCGGCGUCCGGAAUCUCAACGUUCCUUUACCUCAGCAAGCGACUGCUAUGAGUUGUACGCUCAACAACGGAAUUCACUACGUGACAACACCAGAAUGCCGGCUAUCGCGUGACUGCCGCAUCGAGCAAGAGUUCGAGCUGAUUGAACAUAGCAAGCUUGAAUUCACUCUGACUCUCAAGAUCCGGCGAGACCCUCAUAUCAUCGCACAGUUCAAGGCCAACGCCGCUCCGCCUCCACCGCCGCCUGUUCAGCAAGCUCCACCCCCGGCUUCCAAAGGCGGUAUGCGCAGCUUCUUCUCUUCGCCGAAGAAGCACAAGCAAGUGGCGCAGCCUCCACCGCCUGUUGCACCCGUGCAUCGGCUUGAAGAGAAUCUCGCUCGGUAUCUCAAGCCUGAUGGCACAUUAGCACGCGCAUUCGUCUCUUUCAAGGACAUUGCCCAGUGGUGCGACACGCGCGUGUUCGAAAUGAGCUGUCCCUUGAUUGGUCAGAAGAUCGAGGCGGGGAACAAGGUAUCAACGCUACAAGUCGGCGAGCUGGCCUUGCAGAUCUUCCGCUUCCCUUCUUUGCCAGGCGUGCCCGCGGAUCAACUCCCGCAGAGCCUGGACGAAUGUCUCAGGGGCAUGCGACACGUUGCCUGGCAUAAGGUGACCUACUUCGAAGGCACCUUAACACAGAACGGCGGAGACUGCACUUCGUGGCGCCGUCGCCAGUUACGGGUCAUUGGCGCCAACUUGGUUGCAUUCAACGAUGUGACCAAACGCGCCACAGCCACCAUAGAUCUCCGCAAGGCUAUUGCGGUCGAGGACGACCAAGCACGGACAAGUCUUCUGUUGAGCCCUGCUUCCGACCCCGCAGCCCGCAGCCGCUGGGUUGAAGAAUUUGACGGCCCAUGCGGCGUCGAGCGGUCUUUCCGAUUGAUCUUCCCCGCUGGCGAGGAGAUUGCAUUCUUCGCCGACACGGAUGAGGAAAAGGCAAAAUGGCUCGAGCUUCUCCGUGCCUUGGUUGGCAGGAUCCCACCAAACCCGUUAUGGGCAGAACUGCUAUGGUUACGCCAAGCUGAACUUGCCCGUCAAGAUACAGUAUCUCCGUCGUCGUCCGGUUACUCAGCAAGACAAUAA
Messenger RNA from Punctularia strigosozonata HHB-11173 SS5, 4641 nucleotides. RefSeq lists its product as uncharacterized. Gene Ontology annotation, molecular function: GTP binding. The coding region runs from base 1 to 4641 and encodes 1546 amino acids. The record is from RefSeq and is a predicted model, not a curated record. Lineage: Eukaryota; Fungi; Basidiomycota; Agaricomycetes; Corticiales; Punctulariaceae. The transcript is spliced from 8 exons.